Maniola jurtina (meadow brown) is the source of this 2804-nucleotide messenger RNA. RefSeq names its product transmembrane protease serine 9-like. The record is from RefSeq and is a predicted model, not a curated record. Gene Ontology annotation, molecular function: serine-type endopeptidase activity. NCBI's taxonomy places the organism in Eukaryota, Metazoa, Arthropoda, Insecta, Lepidoptera, Nymphalidae. Gene Ontology annotation, biological process: proteolysis. Bases 66 to 2015 code for a protein of 649 amino acids. The transcript has 17 exons.
AUUGGUACUUGGCAAGUACUUAUAUCGUGAAAAACAUAGCUAUAAUCAGUCUAUAACUGGCUAUCAUGCAGGGGAUGUACUUUUUGGGACUUCUGGUUGUCUGUGGACUUGUGAAGGGUUAUGAAAAUCCUUUGAGAAAGCAAGCUGUAUACAUUGAGGACAUACAACCAAGCAAUGGGCAGCGUAUCACAGGAGGCUGGGAGACCAAGGAAGGUCAGAUCCCCCACCAGGUCAACAUACGCAUGAUCAACCCUUGGGGGACCGUGUCCUCAUGUGGCGGCUCCAUCAUACACUCUGAGUGGAUAGUCACGGCUGCACAUUGCUUGGGAAACCGCGUAACAUUCGUCGUACGCUUGGGGGCCCAUGACCUCACUAAGCCGACCAUCAUAAUGGAGGAGUCCAUCACCAACCGCUUCCUGCAUCCUAACUACAGUGAAACAAUGGGAUUUGUGCAGGCUGAUGACAUUGCACUGCUCAAACUGAGUUCGGAUAUUCCUUGGGGACGUACGAUCCAGCCAGUUCGUCUCCAGAGCUCUAAGCAGAUGGACAACGACUAUACUGAUGUACUCCUGACAGCCAGCGGUUAUGGGCUCACCAAUGAUCGAACGCAGGGUGGAACAAAUUCCGAAGUCCUCAUGUAUGUGACUCUUCGUGGCAUCAGUAACCAGCGAUGCCUCGACUGGUACCUCUAUAUGGACCCACAAACAGUCUGUGCCCUGUAUUUUAACACAACUACACAAUCUACUUGUGCGGGUGAUAGUGGAGGUCCAGUAACCCAGGUCGACAGAGACGGUCAGCUCACGUUGGUCGGAAUAGUCAGCUUUGGUCACCGACAGGGCUGCACCCAUGGAAUACCCACAGGUCACGUGCGUCCAGGUUACUACCACGCGUGGAUCCGUGAGACCACUGGUAUUAACUUCGAUUGGGACAGUUCUGCAUCUGAAGCGGCUGCACCAGAAUCAGGCUCCGAUAUCCACAUUGUAAACAAAUAUCUGCUUCACGUGUUUAGGACGUCAUGUGACGUAGCAGAUAUUACGCCAACAAUCAAGAUUUUAAAAUCUAUAAUAUUCAGUUGUGAAUUGGCAGCCAUGCAGGGAAUAUACGUAGGAAUUCUAGUCUUCGGACUCGUUCAGGCGUACGAGUACCCUUCAGUGAGGGACGACAAACCAGUUUACAUUGAGGAUAUUAAGCCAAGUAAUGGGGAACGUAUCACAGGAGGUUGGGAGGCGAGAGAAGCGCAGAUCCCCCACCAGAUCAGCCUGCGCAUGAUCAACACCGUUGGCGCCGUGUCCUCGUGUGGCGGCUCCAUCAUACACCCCGAGUGGAUCAUCACAGCUGCCCACUGUUUGGCUAACCGCCAUACAUUCGUCGUGCGCCUAGGAGCCCAGAACCUCACCCGACCGACCCUCAUAACGGAGGAAAGCAUCGACAACCGCGUCAUGCAUCCCAACUACAGUGAAACGCUGGGAUCCGUGCAACGGGAUGACAUUGCUCUGCUGAAACUGAGCCAGAGCGUCUCCUGGGGACCUACGAUCCAGCCAAUCCGUCUGCAGAGCUCAAAGCAGAAGGACACUAACUACGAAAACGACUUCCUCACCGUCAGCGGCUAUGGACUGACUGAAGACCGCGCACUUGGUGGAAAUACAUCAGAAGUGCUCAUGUUCGUGAAUCUGCGAGGCAUCAGUAACCAGGAGUGUCGCAGAUGGUUCCUCUCCAUCCAUCCUCAGACAGUGUGCGCGCAGUACUACAACAAUACGAGACAGUCCUCCUGUUCAGGUGACAGUGGUGGUCCUCUGACCCGCGUGGACGAGGAUGGUGAACUCACAAUGAUUGGAAUCGUGAGCUUCGGUUCUUCUCGGGGCUGUACCGUUGGAUUCCCGACUGCGUACGUGCGUCCAGGUCACUACCACGCCUGGAUUCGUGAGAGCACCGGCAUCGACUUUGACUGGGACAGCUCUGAACCUAUCACUCUUGUGCCAGAAUCUGAAUCCGAAGUGCAAGUUGUGGAUAAAUAGAAAACCAGUGAAAACCCUUUGAUUAAAUUGUCAUCCACGAUGUCAAGACCAAUAAUAAUAAUAAUGAAGAGUAAACAAAACAUACGGAUAAUAAUAUUCAUUUUGGUUCUUUUCAAAUCAACCUGACCAUUGUAGUUUCUUUUGAACCACUGAAAUUAGGAACAUCGUAAUCUUUUCGAUUGGCUGACACUCUGAAGUUAGUGACUUUAAUUAGUAAGUAAUUACCUACAGUGGAAGAUAACUAUUGGUUCGCAAUUAAUCAAUUUCCGUUAAUUAACAAUGACAAACGUGGAACCGUGAAUUACUGCACAUACUUACCAGCAGUUAGAAUUUUACAAGGUUUUCUUAAACUUCUACCUUUUUGGUUUAAUUUAGGCAACCCCCUUAACCAACUACUACCUAUCACCGCUUAGUCAAGGAAUUUGGCCAGCAUUUACCAGUAUUUUUCUAGGUAAUUUCAUGCAAACAAGGAAUGUCUCUUCUUGAACUCGAGCUUACUUUAAUUAAAUUAAGAAUCUACGAACCACAAUGUACAACCGUCAUAAAAAUCAGGGUGUCCCUGUUACAUAUGGUAAGGAGUAGUGUUAACAGCUAACAGCAUUUUUGAGUUGAUCGCUAGACACGCAUAGACAGCUGAAAAUUUUAGGACUUUCAGCAAAGCAUUGUUACUUUAUGUUAUUCCUGCCAUUUUCUUUGCUUGAUUUGACAGCCAAUUUAUCUCAGUUUUGGGCGUAAAUAAGACGCAAAAAAUAGUUCCUAUUUCUUAAGGUUAACCGCCAACAGCAUCGU